UCAUAACUCUUAUGCCAUAUUUGUAAAAAUGGCAAUAUUGCUUCCCAUCUUCAUAUUGUUAUCUUUGUUUCGCAAUAUCAUAUUUCAUAUUGUGUAAUUCUCCUCCCACUUGUAUUGUUCGCCGAGCAGCGGAGUUGGAAGCUCUUGUCUGAUUGGUCCGCAGCAGCGGCGGCAGAGCUAGGAGCUCCACUCUGAUUGGCCCAUGACAUCAACUGAGGAGCUCGUCUCUGAUUGGUCCAUUUCCAAUAAUCCGCCAUAUUCAAACUUCCGCCGUGUUGUGUUGUGUGUGUGUUCUCGGUCCCAUUCUGUUGUGCUCCUUUAUUUUUUCAAUUGGCCUUUGUUUUCCGACCCGAUUCUGUCAUUGUCAAAUUGACAUUUUUCAAAACGGAAUGGACGAAAGCGAAGUUGUGAACGCAGCAGGGACGUCGUGGAAAACGUCAUCGAGCUCGUCCCCGGCCAGAGUCAGCAGCCCGGCUGAGCCUUCGCCGAGAACGCUACGCAGAAAUAACUCAAAAAAACCCCUGCUGCAGAGAGGAAGCUCCUUCACCUUCCUCGCUCCAGGCACACCGUGGGACUUCAGUCUGAAGCGAAAGCGCAAAGAAAAGGAAGACGACACGGUCAGCCUGUCCAGUUUCGACCUCAAGGAGCCGACACACAAGAAAGUGCGACCGCUGGCCAGAGUGUCGUCUCUCGUCAACUUCAUGUCUCCGUCCAAGAACGGAGCGGUGCGACGUUUCGGUCAGACCAUCCAGUCCAUGUCGCUGCGCGGGGACGGCAAGUCUCCGGGCACGUCGCUCCGAGGCGGCGGCAAGGCGGCCGCGCCCACUCCCAGCAAGCGAAGGAACAGCACGCUGUGGUCGGAGACGCUGGACGUUCACCAGAAGAGCUCCUUCUCCUCCAAGGAGAUCAAGCGACAGGAGGCCAUUUACGAGCUCUUCAGGGGAGAGCAGGAUCUCAUCGAGGAUCUCCAGCUUGCACGAAAGGCGUACCACGACCCCAUGCUCAAGCUGUCCAUCAUGACGGAGGAGGAGCUGGCGCACAUCUUCGGGGAUCUGGACGCGUACAUACCGCUGCAUGAAGAUCUUUUGAUGAAGCUGACUGACGGAACGGGCCCCGACGGGACGGUGGCUCAGAUAGGACAAAUGGUGAUCGACUGGCUUCCGGGCCUGAACGCGUACAGAAACUACUGCAGCAACCAGCUGGCGGCCAAGGCGCUUCUGGACCAGAAGAAGCAGGACCGGCGAGUGCAGGACUUCCUGCAGCGCUGCCUGGAGUCGCCCUUCAGCCGCAAGCUGGACCUGUGGAGCUUCCUGGACAUCCCGCGCUCGCGCCUGGUCAAGUACCCGCUGCUCCUGCGGGAGAUCAUGAGGCACACGCCCGCCGACCACCCGGACGUCGCCAACCUGGAGCGGGCGGUGGCAAUCAUCCAGGGGAUUCUGUCGGACAUCAACGUGAGGAAAGGCGAGUCGGAGUGUCAGUACUACGUGGACAAGCUGGAGUAUCUGGACGACAAGCAGCGGGACCCUUUGAUUGACAGCUGCAGGAGCUUGUCGUGCCACGGCGAGCUGCGGAACAAGAGCGGCUCGACGCUCGCGAUAGACAAUGCGGCCCUUGGAAGAAAAAGUUUCACGAUGAUGAUGAGAACAUUGUCGUCGUGGUCGCAGAGGCUGCACGUGUUCCUGUUCUCGGAGCUGCUGGUCCUGACGCGGCCGGUGACGCGCAACGACAGGAGCUGCUUCCAGGUGUACCGGCAGCCCAUCCCGGUCCGGGACCUGGCGCUGGAAGACCUGCAGGACGGCGAGAUCCGCAUGGGGGGCUCCUUCAGGGGGGCCUUCGCCAACGGCGACAAAGCCAAGAACGUUUUCCGCGUGAGUUCGUCAGACCCGUCCCACGGCCAGUCGCACACGCUUCACGUCAACGACGUCUACCACAAGCAGCAGUGGCUCAACUGCCUGCGCAGCGCCGUGGCCCAAUCGGGCGCGACGCCGGGCGCCGGCGUCGCCCGCGCCAAGCGGCGCUCGGCGGCCGUCCACGACGGAGACGAAAAAUGUCCGGCGGCGGGGCCUCGCCUCAGGCCGCAGAGGUCGCGGGUCUCCCUCGACAGGAAAGAGACGGGAGUGUAGAGAUGGCUGGACGAAUGAACGGCUUCGCCACUGGUUUCAUGUUUUUAAUACUUGCAGCAGACUGGACAUUAAAAAAAGGCAAUUCCUGUCAUUUCUCUCCGUGUUUGUCAGAUUGAUUUGAUGUCUUUUGACUCCAAUGAGGUGUUGUCGAAGUUCGUGAUUCCCAGCCAGUGUGAUGUGCCACAAGAAACGAUUCCAUUUCACUUUAUUGGUCUGAAAAUGACUAUUUAUUGAAUACUAGUAGCAUGUUUUUGUUGGUCUCUCCGUGCCAGUGACAUAUGGUGACAGGCAAAACAGUGAAAUUGUUUCCACUACAGAUGGCAGAAUGUCCAAUUAACCUGUUUAUCACUUUUGUAAUACUUUUGUUUGGUGGUGUGCCAUGAGAUUUUUAUCCAAUUGAACAAAUGUGUGCCAACAAUAGAGCUAGCCCGCUCCAGUUCUUAGCGGCUGAGUGGAUUUUUCAUAUUUUGUUUUCUAUUAUUUGAGAAUAUGAAGUAACAUUUGUGCCUCAAAAAUCAACGGUGCCCCUGAGAACUAGAGUGGGCCAACUCCACUGUGUCCAUUUAUUGGCUCCAUUAUUGAGCCAAGGAAGAUUUUACAGUAUUUAUUUAUUUUUAAUAGUUCUACACCACCGAGCAAAAGGGUCACAGAAGAAUAUAACUGAAAUAAUCAUUUUGUAAAAAAAAAUGAACUCAUAAAUUUACUUCCUCUGAAAGUACAGAAUGAACCUAUUAAUCAAUGAAGUAAAGUUAGAUCGUUUCCCGCGGCAGCACGGUGAUUGGGAGUCACUGGUCUAAGUGGAUUUUGGGAUUUUCUAAGUCUCACUGUCAAUUAGUCCCACUUAUUUUUCAUGUAAAGUUGGUGUCAUUGCAACUUUGUAGUCAGCAGAUUUUGCAUCAUGUUUGUUUCGUUUUACAAGCAAGCCUACAAAAAGAUAACAUUUGUGGAGAAAAGAAAGUGAGUUUUCAUGUUAGCAUUGGAAGCGCUCCGAGAAAAUAAAACCUGCUAGU
Molecule: messenger RNA, 3133 nt
Organism: Phyllopteryx taeniolatus (common seadragon)
Lineage: Eukaryota; Metazoa; Chordata; Actinopteri; Syngnathiformes; Syngnathidae
Product: neuroepithelial cell-transforming gene 1 protein-like
Exons: 12
Coding region: 390-2123 (577 amino acids)
Biological process (GO): intracellular signal transduction; positive regulation of Rho protein signal transduction
Molecular function (GO): guanyl-nucleotide exchange factor activity
Source: RefSeq, a predicted model, not a curated record